Brenthis ino (lesser marbled fritillary) is the source of this 669-nucleotide messenger RNA. The record is from the annotation of a GenBank genome assembly. NCBI's taxonomy places the organism in Eukaryota, Metazoa, Arthropoda, Insecta, Lepidoptera, Nymphalidae.
AUGGCCUCAUUAAAAGUUUAUACAGUGGGCAGAUUAGCCAGAUAUUUGACUGAUUCUUCUUUGACGAGUUUGCGGACGAAUAUCUACAGAACAAUGAUAUGUAAAUAUAGUACAGAAGAGAAAGCUGCAGUAAAAGAUGAUAAGCAGCUACCAUCAACUAUCGAAGAAUGUCACAAACAGUUAGAAAACUUAAACAAUGAAGUUGGCAACCUUAAAGAACAAAUUAAAGAAUACGACGAUAAAUAUAAAAGGGCAUUAGCAGAUAGUGAAAAUGUAAGGAGACGAAUGUUAAAACAAGUUGAAGAUGCCAAAUCCUUUGCAAUACAGAGCUUCUGCAAAGAUUUAUUAGAUGUAGCGGACACUCUGUCAGCGGCUGCAGAGAGUGUUCCGGAUGGUGUGGAGGGAGAGGGAGCGCCAGCCGCCCUUCGAUCUUUGAGGGACGGCCUGCACUUGACCAGGGCACAGUUACAGCAGGUGUUCAGUAGACACGGGCUCGUAGUGGUGUCGCCGUUGCGGGAGAAGUUCGACCCGAACCUACACGAAGCAUUGUUCCAACAAGAGGUGGAAGGUGCAGAGCCAGGAACAGUAGUGGCGGUGAGCAAGGUGGGCUACAAGCUGCACGAGCGCUGCGUGCGCCCCGCCCUCGUGGGCGUCGCAAAGGGCUCCUCC